This is a messenger RNA of Histoplasma mississippiense, 1965 nucleotides long. RefSeq lists its product as hypothetical. Lineage: Eukaryota; Fungi; Ascomycota; Eurotiomycetes; Onygenales; Ajellomycetaceae. The transcript is spliced from 4 exons. The record is from RefSeq and is a predicted model, not a curated record. Gene Ontology annotation, biological process: protein modification process. Gene Ontology annotation, cellular component: cytoplasm. Gene Ontology annotation, molecular function: biotin--[biotin carboxyl-carrier protein] ligase activity. The coding region runs from base 1 to 1965 and encodes 654 amino acids.
AUGACCACCAACCCCGUCCUCCUCUCUAAAAGGUUGAACGUGCUGGUCUAUUCUGGUGCGCAAACUUAUUCCGAUUGGAAAACCAAUAUUCUGACCCCCGCUGCUCCAGGAAAUGGAACUACCGUCGACGCCGUCCGCCACUGCCUCUACUCUCUCCGCCGGCUCUUGGCUGCGAACUACGCUGUGAUCCCCGUAACGGGGCAAAUGAUCGUCAAUGAGCCUUGGACUGCUUCCUGUGCGCUGCUAGUAAUGCCUGGCGGCGCGGACUUACCGUACUGCAGGACUCUGAACGGCGAGGGGAAUCGGAGGAUUAGUCAAUUCGUUCAGCGGGGCGGGGCGUACCUGGGCUUUUGCGCGGGCGGUUACUUUGCCAGCAAACGGUGUGAGUUCGAGGUUGGGAACAAGAAGCUGGAAGUUGUUGGUGACAGGGAGCUGGCUUUCUUUCCCGGAAUAUGUCGAGGAUGUGCGUUUCCCGGGUUUGUAUACGAUAGUGAAGAUGGUGCUCGAGCGGCGGAGCUCAAGGUAUCAAAAUCUGCGCAAGCGUUUGGGUCCGUGCCGGAGGUUUUCAAGGCUUAUUAUAAUGGCGGAGGUGUCUUUGUUGAUGCGCCUAAAUAUGCGGACCAAGGGGUGGAAGUUCUCGCUAGUUACACGGAAGAUCUCAGUGUGGACUCUGGAGAGGGCUCGGCUACGGUCGUUUACUGUAAGGUGGGCGAGGGAGCAGCAAUCCUCACUGGGGCUCAUCCAGAGUUUGUAUUUCCUGCAAAGACGAUUGAUAGCUGGGAACUGACGAAGCCCAGGUUUGCUGCCUCCAAUCUUGACAGAAACGCUGAUGGGCCCGAAUAUCACAAAAUCGUCGAUGUUUUGGCUGGAGACGAUGAAUCGAGGGGGGGCGCUGAGCUGAUCUCCGCCCUUCGAGAUAUCAUUACCGUGACUGAUGGAGAGGAGUAUAUUAAAGACGAUAUUGAUACUUUCCAUCUCAAGAAACCAUCGUCAAUGGGAAUGAGAGAUAUAGCUGAAUCCCUGCCUGCUGGCAUUUCGAAAACUGGCCAAGGGGGUGAUUCUGACACAUUCUUGGAUUAUAAUUCUGUUAUCAAAGAAGUGGUUGUUCAUGACGAAAUUCCUUCCUCCAAAGCUACCCCUUCCUUCAACCACCACGCAUUCUACGGAAAUCUCAAGGAAUACCGCUCGCAGUCGAAAGAGGAAAUUCAUGAAUUCGGCUCGAAUAUAUUGAAUACGCAACUACUCCGAAGGCUCCCACAUGGAUUCGUGGCUACUGCGACGGUCCAAGUGGCCGGACGAGGCCGCGGGUCCAACGUCUGGGUCUCGCCAUCUGGUCAGCUAAUGUUCUCAAUCGUCAUAAAGCACGCCGUCAGCAAUAUGACCCGCGCUCCGGUGGUGUUUAUACAGUAUAUCGCCGCCAUCGCCAUCGCCCAAGGCAUCAAGAGCUACGACAAGGGAUAUGAAAACAUGCCCAUAAAACUGAAGUGGCCAAAUGAUAUAUGCAUUCUCGUAAAUGCCCACUACUCCUCCGCAGAAUACAUCGCCGUCGUCGGCAUCGGGAUCAACGCCCUAAAUCCCUCCCCAACCACCUCUCUUCACGCCCUCUUAUCCUCCCUCGCCCAGAAAUCACCCUCCAAUAAAAGUCUCCCCCCGCUAACCCUCGAGAAGCUCCUCGCCCGCAUCCUCACCGCCUUCGAGUCCUUAUACGCCCGCUUCCUACGCACAGGCUUUGACGAGCAUUUCUUCGACCUGUACUAUGCAGACUGGCUGCAUAUGGAUCAAAUCGUCACCCUGGAGGCGGAGGGUGGGGUGAGCGCGCGCAUCAAGGGGAUCACCAGUGAUUAUGGCUUGCUUGUGGCGGAGGAGUUGGGGUGGGAGGACCGUCCUACGGGGAAGACGUGGGAGCUUCAGAGUGACAGUAACAGUUUUGAUUUCUUUAAGGGUCUGAUUAAGAGGAAGAUGUGA